Molecule: messenger RNA, 2679 nt
Organism: Lagopus leucura (white-tailed ptarmigan)
Lineage: Eukaryota; Metazoa; Chordata; Aves; Galliformes; Phasianidae
Gene: NELL2
Product: neural EGFL like 2
Exons: 20
Coding region: 136-2580 (814 amino acids)
Molecular function (GO): protein binding; calcium ion binding
Source: RefSeq, a predicted model, not a curated record
UGAUGCGCGCUGCGGGGCGGCGGGGGGUCCGCUCCUCCCGGUGAGAGGCGGGGAGGCGUCCAGCCUCUGCCCCGGAGGUUUUUCACCCGCAGCAGCCGGAGGAGGGGGACUAUGGACUGAGCGCAUCGCUGUACCAUGGAGUCCGGCUUAGGCACGCUUUGCCUUCUUCUCUGCCUGGGGCCAGUCGCAGGCUUCGGCGUGGACCCCUCGCUGCAGAUCGACGUGUUGUCCGAGCUGGGGCUGCCGGGCUCCGCGGCGGGCGUGCGCCAGGUGCUGGGGCUGCACAACGGGAGCAAAGCUUUCCUCUUCCAAGAUACUUCAAGAAGUGUAAAAGCGUCUCCAGAAACAGCUGAAAUCUUUUUUCAGAAGUUGAGAAAUAAAUAUGAAUUCACAAUCCUGGUGACCUUAAAACAAGCCCAUUUAAAUUCAGGGGUUAUUUUCUCUAUUCAUCAUUUAGAUCACAGGUAUCUGGAAUUGGAAAGCAGCGGUCAUCGAAAUGAAAUCCGGUUGCAUUAUCGUACAGGCAGCCAUCGCUCCCACACAGAAGUAUUCCCAUACAUCCUGGCAGAUGAUAAGUGGCACAGGCUUUCCUUAGCAAUCAGUGCCUCUCACCUGAUUUUACAUGUGGACUGUAAUAAAAUCUAUGAAAGAGUUGUGGAGAAGCCCUUCAUGGACUUACCUUUGGGUACAACCUUUUGGCUAGGACAGAGGAAUAAUGCACACGGUUAUUUUAAGGGCAUAAUGCAAGAUGUUCAAUUACUUGUCAUGCCUCAAGGAUUUAUUUCUCAAUGCCCAGAUCUUAAUAGGACAUGCCCAACUUGUAACGAUUUCCAUGGACUUGUGCAGAAAAUUAUGGAACUGCAAGACAUUUUAGCCAAAACGUCAGCUAAGUUGUCACAAGCUGAGCAGAGGAUGAACAAGCUGGAUCAGUGCUACUGUGAAAGGACCUGCACAAUGAAAGGCAUGACGUACAGAGAAUUUGAAUCCUGGACAGAUGGUUGUAAGAACUGCACUUGCAUGAAUGGCACUGUGCAGUGUGAAGCUUUGAUUUGCCCCCUCUCUGACUGUCCUCUUAAUUCUGCCCUGGCAUAUGUGGAUGGCAAGUGCUGCAAAGAAUGUCAAUCGGUGUGCAUAUUUGAAGGCAGAACCUACUUUGAAGGACAAAGAGAAACAGUGUAUUCAAGCUCAGGGGACUGUGUUCUGUUUGAGUGCAAGGAUCACAAAAUGCAGCGUAUUCCAAAAGACAGUUGUGCAACUUUGAACUGCCCAGAAUCUCAACAGAUCCCAUUGUCUCACAGUUGCUGCAAAAUCUGUAAAGGCCAUGACUUUUGCACUGAAGGACAUAACUGCAUGGAGCAUUCUGUCUGCCGGAACCUAGAUGACAGAGCUGUCUGUAGCUGCCGAGAUGGCUUCAGGGCCCUUCGAGAGGACAAUGCCUACUGUGAAGAUAUCGAUGAGUGUGCUGAGGGGCAGCACUACUGUCGGGAGAACACCAUGUGUGUAAAUACACCAGGAUCCUUCAUGUGCAUCUGCAAAACAGGAUAUAUCCGCAUUGAUGACUAUUCAUGUACAGAGCAUGAUGAGUGUGUAACAAACCAGCACAACUGUGAUGAAAAUGCGCUUUGUUUCAACACCGUGGGUGGGCACAACUGUGUCUGCAAGCUGGGUUACACUGGAAAUGGGACUGUGUGUAAAGCAUUUUGCAAAGAUGGGUGCCGGAAUGGAGGAGCCUGUAUUGCUUCCAAUGUGUGUGCCUGCCCACAAGGCUUUACUGGCCCCAGCUGUGAGACUGACAUUGAUGAAUGCUCCGAUGGCUUUGUGCAGUGUGACAGCCGUGCUAAUUGCAUCAAUCUGCCAGGGUGGUACCACUGUGAGUGCAGGGAUGGCUACCAUGACAAUGGGAUGUUUUCACCAAAUGGAGAAUCCUGUGAAGACAUUGAUGAAUGUGCAACUGGAAGGCAUAGCUGUGCCAAUGACACUGUUUGCUUUAACUUGGAUGGUGGGUAUGACUGUCGAUGUCCACAUGGCAAAAACUGCACAGGAGACUGUAUCCAUGAAGACAGAAUCAAGCACAAUGGUCAGAUUUGGGUGCUGGAGAACGACAGAUGCUCUGUCUGCUCAUGCCAGAGUGGAUACGUGAUGUGCCGGCGAAUGGUCUGUGACUGUGAAAAUCCCACUGUUGACCUAUUUUGCUGUCCUGAAUGUGACCCAAGGCUCAGCAGUCAAUGUUUACAUCAGAGUGGGGAGCUUUCCUACAACAGUGGUGACUCCUGGAUACAAAACUGUCAGCAGUGUCGCUGCUUGCAGGGAGAGGUUGACUGUUGGCCCUUGCCAUGCCCAGAGGUGGACUGUGAGUUCAGUGUCCUCCCUGAGAACGAGUGCUGCCCACGCUGUGUCACUGACCCCUGCCAAGCGGACACCAUCCGUAAUGACAUCACUAAAACCUGCCUGGAUGAAACCAAUGUUGUUCGCUUCACUGGGUCUUCUUGGAUAAAGCAUGGCACAGAGUGCACACUCUGCCAAUGUAAGAACGGCCACGUCUGUUGCUCAGUGGAUCCACAGUGCCUUCAGGAACUGUGACACCAACAACCAUCUCUCACAAGCAGUUUCUGGUUAAAGAAUUUUCUGUCACAAAAGACCAUUAGACCAAAAAUAGUACAAAAUUAAAACUAAAAUUGA